Suillus subaureus is the source of this 1185-nucleotide messenger RNA. RefSeq names its product tryptophanyl-tRNA synthetase. Bases 1 to 1185 code for a protein of 394 amino acids. The transcript has 8 exons. Gene Ontology annotation, biological process: tryptophanyl-tRNA aminoacylation. The record is from RefSeq and is a predicted model, not a curated record. Gene Ontology annotation, molecular function: ATP binding; tryptophan-tRNA ligase activity. Lineage: Eukaryota; Fungi; Basidiomycota; Agaricomycetes; Boletales; Suillaceae. Gene Ontology annotation, cellular component: cytoplasm.
AUGUCCAACUCCCAACCCGCUACCAUCCUUCCUGAGGCGCACGAGCAACUGGUCACGCCGUGGGAUGUGCAGGGCUCAGUCUCUGCCGAGGGCAAGCAACUUGCGAUCGACUACGACAAGUUGAUUGUCCAGUUUGGGACGCGCAGAGUCGAUGCAGAACUUCUGGAGCGGUUCGAGAAAUUGACAGGGCAUAAGCCGCAUCCGUUGCUGAGGCGGGGGAUGUUUUUCUCGCAUCGAGAAUUUGACAAGAUUUUGGAUCGAUAUGAACAGGGAAAACCAUUCUUCUUGUACACGGGACGCGGUCCAAGUAGCGAUAGCAUGCAUCUCGGGCAUAUGAUACCAUUCCUCUUUACCAAAUGGUUGCAGGAUGUCUUUGAUGUCCCGUUGGUCGUCCAACUAACUGAUGACGAGAAAUUUUUGUUCAAGCACGAGCUGAAAGCUGAGCAGACGCUACAGUUCUCGAGGAGCAACGCAAAAGACAUCAUUGCAGUGGGGUUUGAUGUCAAGAAGACAUUUAUCUUCAGCGAUUUCGAAUACGUUGCUACAUUUGGUUUCAACGACUCGGAUAACAUCGGCAAAAUCCAUUUCUGUGCCGUUCAAGCAGCCCCGUCCUUCUCUAACUCGUUCCCUCACAUCUUCGGCGAAGUUUCUAAUAUCCCAUGCCUCAUCCCCUGUGCAAUAGACCAGGACCCUUACUUCCGACUUACUCGUGAUGUCGCGCAGAAACUCAAGUACCCUAAACCAUCCCUCAUCCACUCCCGUUUCUUCCCCGCUCUUCAAGGACCUCAGACGAAGAUGAGCGCAUCGGAUGCGACCUCGAGCAUAUUCAUGACCGAUACCCCGAACCAGAUCAAAAAUAAGAUCAAUAAGCAUGGUUUCUCUGGUGGUAGAGAGACGGAAGAGGAACACAGGAAACUUGGGGGUGAUACGGACGUGGAUGUUGCAUAUCAAUAUCUGGGCUUCUUCCUGGACGAUGACGAAGAAAUUGCGAAGAUAGGCGAGGAUUACAGGGCAGGGCGUCUACUUACGGGGCAAUUGAAAGCACGUUGUAUUCAAAUGUUGCAGGAGUUCGUGAAGGUCUUCCAAGAGCGGAAAGCCAAGAUUACGGAUGAGGAUGUCAACGCAUUCAUGGAUCCAAACAGGAAAAUAGACCCUAGUUUCGGCAAGCGAUCACAGACAUCAUGA